ACCAUGAGCUUACCUUACUUCAGCGCUCGGCUAUACACGCGCAUGCACCGACUGUAGCAGUAAGGAGGAAGGAGAUGAAAGGGGUGAACUUCUCCUGCGUGUCCCCUGCGUCGGCGGCGAUAUGCGCUAGCAUCGACCGUCGCUCCAUCGUCCGGCCGACCACCGGCCAAAUUUCCCAUAUUCGAAACCCACGGCGAGCCAAGCCGAUCCCGGCUCUCGCCUCGACCUCAUCUCCCGCUUCUUCCUCCAGAUCCCACGACCACCGAACCAGGAAGAGUUUGGACAGCGCCCCGUCGGAGCUGCGCAGCCAGCGGGUGUCCUCGCGCCACCUGCUGCACGACGACGACGACGACGACACCCUCACUGACGUCGUCGACGCCUUAUUCCCCACCUUCGACUCCGAACUCCCCCCUCCUCUCCUCUCUCUCGAUUCAUCGCCCCAUUACCUUCCCGUGGCCUCUCCAGCUCUCUCGACUGUGCAUUUGAGGGUGUCCCUGCACUGCAAAGGCUGCGAAUCGAAGGUCAGGAAGCACAUCUCAAGAAUGGCAGGGGUGACAUCGUUUAACAUAAACUUUGAGAUGAAGAAGGUGACGGUCGUCGGAGACAUAACGCCGUUGGGAGUUCUGAACAGCAUCUCCAAGGUGAAGAGUGCAGACUUCUGGCCUUCGGCGCCGCCAUCAUCACCUUCGUCUUGAUCAAAUAAUUAACUAUAUAACUAUAUAUAUAUGCAAAAUCUCUGCUAGCUCGAAUCAACAUUAAUUAUUUCCGAUCCUCGAUCUCAUGUGUGUUAAUUCCGUCGCAUUUCCUGUUGUUUUUGUUUUCUAUCUGAAAGCUACGGCGCAGUCAAAAUUCAAAAUUGUUGUUUAGCCUGUGCAUGCACUUGGCUGAAAAAUCAGAGGUAUAUGAGCCAAUGUUCAAUUUA
This is a messenger RNA of Zingiber officinale, 922 nucleotides long. RefSeq names its product protein SODIUM POTASSIUM ROOT DEFECTIVE 3-like. The transcript is spliced from 2 exons. Bases 75 to 695 code for a protein of 206 amino acids. The record is from RefSeq and is a predicted model, not a curated record. Lineage: Eukaryota; Viridiplantae; Streptophyta; Magnoliopsida; Zingiberales; Zingiberaceae. Gene Ontology annotation, molecular function: metal ion binding.